Ochlerotatus camptorhynchus is the source of this 2115-nucleotide messenger RNA. RefSeq names its product sanpodo (gene spdo). The record is from RefSeq and is a predicted model, not a curated record. Bases 109 to 1854 code for a protein of 581 amino acids. NCBI's taxonomy places the organism in Eukaryota, Metazoa, Arthropoda, Insecta, Diptera, Culicidae. The transcript has 2 exons.
UCGUAGAUCGUCUCGAAACUAGAGUUAUUAGAAGUUAUAUCGAUGCUUUUAGUAGUACUGAUAUACUUACUGUUCGUGUUAAUGAUUGUGCUCGCGGAUUGAAAAGUGAUGUCGCGUCAUAAUUAUACAAAUCCGGCGUUUUGUCAACAAAGUGAGUUCUUUCCGACGAAGCAAAUCCAAGAUGGAUCAAGAAGUGCUUAUAAUUCGCCAGCAAAAAUCCAAAGAAAUGAAUUAACGCGCUCUUACAACCGGAUUAGCUCAUCGAUAGUAAGGCAAAACUCUUUUGCAUGCCAUGGAUCAGAAAGAAAUAACGCAUUGCCACCAAUGCCGGGACCUAAGCCAGGUGGUGCUCGUUCUAUCGAUCAGUACUCUUCAAACUCAUCAAUAUCGGGAACGCGAUAUGGAUCCGUUGCAUCGGCGUUGGAUAGUUCAAUGGGCAAUAAACAGCCUAAAAGUGGACGCUACGCUUUGGUUCCGGUUGAAGAAAUACCAACGAACGACAAAGGAAGAUAUGCCGUGCUACCAAUCGACCAAUCUAUAAUAAAAGCGUCCACCACUAGAAUUGUGAAAAGCCAAGACAAUUUGGAUCGAUUUUCAAGCACGUCAGAAUUAAAUGAAGAAACAGUAAAUCUGUCUGAUCAGUUCUGUAGCCUACCACCGCUAUCUUCACCACCAAAACUGACUACACAAAAUCGUCUUCAAAAUGCCUUUUCUUCCGACUUUGGCAGCAAAUCAUUCAUAUUGUACGAUCAGAAAAGUAACCAAAGAUACGAAGUGGUUCCAACCGAAGAUAAUGAAGAACUCGUAGAUCCAAACCACGAAAUUAUCCAAAUGCACAACGGAAGAGCCCAUCGUUACGCGGUAAUUCCCACAGAAGAUGACGAAACGUGUCUCAACGAAGAAAUGGAAGAAGAUAUCCAGAAACCGCCACCGCCACCACUUCCUCAAAAAGAUUACAUGCGUGAGAGUAUUAGAAAAUCACGUCGAAAUCUAACGUCUCCAAUGGCUUCAACAACUGUAACAUCCACAACUACACCACCCAAAAGAAAUCCACUAGCAACGCAAAUGCUUCACGAACUCCUGAGCACACCAAAGCGACAAGAUUUCACACCAAAAAAUUCCCCCCAACGACACGAUAUGAUUCCAAAAAUUGUCUCUAGCACACCGAAGCGUAAUGAAUUUAAGCCACAAAAGCUGCAAUACGAUCAUCAAAUGCAACAGCAAACAACUUAUUCCAUGCAUCAGGCACGCGUCGAAUUAACUCAAAAGCAGCAACAACAGCAAUUGGAGGCAGCUGCCAGGACGACAGCUGUUAUUACGCCUCGACUGAAUGUAAACGGUGCCGGUAAUAGUAUUUAUGGUGAAACUACAACCUCAUCCGAUCACAUCGACAAGUCCUGGCAGAAUGCAAGUUUUCAUAAAAUUGCUCAUGCCUCGGCCACUGUCGGAGCCGUUUCGUUGAUGCUAAUCUUGUGUGGAUUUAUGAAUUCCGGACUCAGUUUGUAUUUCACAUCCAAAGUCGGACGGGAAUAUUACCUAGAUGUAUCGAUUUUUGCUGGAUUCGCUGCGAUUGCACUGGGGAUUCUCGGAUUCAAGUCCCGCCGGUGUGAUUGGCUACCGAAUAGGAAUUAUAUUUCAGGUUACAUCCUAGUGACUGUGUUUUCGCUGUUGAAUUGCUGUGCUCAGCUGAUCCUGAUGACGCUCCACCCGUUUCCGGGAACGCCACUGCACGAUGUGACAACCGGAAUCAUACUAGGAUUAUCAUCGCUCACAUUACUGUUGAUUAGUUUGGGAAUAGUUACGUCACGGUGGUGUCGUUCCCCUCCGCCUGACAAUCGCGUAGAUGUACGCUAGCUACAAAGCCUCAGCGCUUAAGUUUAGUUAAGAGUAGCAGAUAAAAACAACAAAGAUACUUUUUUUUUGCCAGCGUUCUGACGAACCAAAUAAUUGUGUAGCGUACCUCAUUCCAACCGUAGUUUGACAUCUAAUUUCUGGUCAAAAUAACGCAUCUUAUUGUGUAAAACAGAAAAUACUAGUGUAUUUUAACCAAAAAAUGACUUAAGCGUUUGUAUCUCCAAUAAAUGAUAAGUAUGCAAACAGUGUGAUUGAUUGUAA